AUGCUGAAAUCAAAUGACUCGUUGUUUUCCUUGGAUACUUUGUUUUUUGAAAAACCAGGUGAAGCUAAAAACUAUCCAGACACUGAAAAAUCAUUGGAUUGGUUUCUCCCACCUGCUCCAUUGAUUUCAGAAAUUCCAGAUACUCAGGCAUUGGAGGAGGAAAUAGGAAGUCAUAAACUGUUAGGUCAGGAAGAGAAGCCAAAAAUGUUACCAUCAAAUUUAAAGAUAACUAAUGAAAACACAAAUUAUAUUUCACCAACACAAAAAAUCCAGUUUGCCUUUUCCUUAAAUAAAUAUGAAGCAGGUGAUCUGAAUUUAGGAGGAGCAGGUAACAAUGACUUAGCACAUGUUCCUGGCAAGCUGACAUAUGGUAUUUCUGAGAAAUACAAAAAUCACGUUAGCACUGAAAUAAUACCUGAGAAAAGUGUUCCAGAUAAUACAAAAUUAUUUAAUUUUGCAGAAGGUAAAGGAGAGAGCACAUCAGCCUUCCGAAAAAGAUUGUUUAAAAUAUCUGAUAAUAUACAUGAGGGUGUUAACUCUAAUGACAGUACAAACUUGGACUCUCCUAUUGGCUCAGUGAAAGUUGCCCCAACAGAAAUGAACAAAGGGGAAUUAUGGAAAUGUAGCAGUAGUAAACAGAAACGUCAAUAUUCAGACAUUAACAUGUUUACAGCAAGCAGUACUCUUUCUGCUUCUGAAAUCAGGGAAGAGAUAUUCAAAGCACCAACUUUUGCAGUUGCAUCCCAGCCUCAUGAAGUUCAAGGAGUAACAGAAAAUGAUAUAGAUUCCUUGAAGGCUGUCACAGAAAUCCCGGCAAAAUUUAGAAGUGUGUUCAAGGAAUUCCCAUAUUUCAACUAUAUACAAUCCAAAGCCUUUGAUGAUCUUCUUUACACAGAUAGGAAUUUUGUGAUUUGUGCUCCAACUGGUUCUGGGAAAACUGUAGUGUUUGAACUAGCUAUAACAAGAUUAUUAAUGGAAGUCCCAUUGCCAUGGUCAAAUAUUAAAAUUGUUUACAUGGCACCAAUAAAAGCCCUGUGUAGUCAGCGUUUUGAUGAUUGGAAAGAAAAAUUUGGACCAAUAGGAUUGAAUUGUAAAGAACUCACUGGAGAUACAGUAAUGGAUGACCUAUUUGAGAUUCAGCAUGCCCAUAUUAUUAUGACAACUCCAGAAAAAUGGGAUAGCAUGACUAGAAAAUGGAGAGACAACUCUUUGGUCAAGCUGGUUAGACUCUUUCUCAUUGAUGAGGUACAUGUUAUAAAAGAUGAAAAUCGUGGACCAACUCUUGAAGUUGUAGUUAGCAGAAUGAAAACUGUACAGUCUUUAUCUCCUGCUUCUGAAAAUAGCGGCAUAAUUAUUCCAAUGAGAUUUAUAGCUGUAUCUGCAACAAUUCCAAAUGCUGAGGAUAUUGCAGAAUGGCUUUCAGAUGGUGAAAGACCUGCGGUAUGCCUGAAAAUGGAUGAGAGACAUAGGCCGGUGAAACUUCGGAAAGUGGUUCUUGGAUUCCCCUGCAGAAGUAACCAAACUGAAUUUAAGUUUGAUUUAACCCUCAACUACAAAAUUGCCAGUGUUAUACAAACAUACUCUGAUCAGAAACCCACACUUGUGUUUUGUGCAACAAGGAAAGGUGUACAACAGGCUGCUUCUGUUCUUGUGAAAGAUGCUAAAUUUAUCAUGGCUGUGGAACAGAAACAGAGGUUACAGAAGUGUGCAUAUUCCAUAAGAGAUUUGAAACUGAGAGAUAUCUUAAUACAUGGUGUUGCUUAUCAUCAUGCUGGUAUGGAGCUGUCAGAUAGAAAAGUAGUUGAAGGAGCUUUCACUGUUGGAGAUCUACCAGUUCUUUUUACUACCAGUACUUUAGCUAUGGGAGUAAAUUUGCCUGCUCACCUAGUAGUUAUAAAAUCUACGAUGCAUUAUGCUGGAGGAAUGUUUGAAGAGUACAGUGAAACAGAUAUUCUGCAGAUGAUUGGUAGAGCUGGUCGACCUCAAUUUGACACUACAGCUACUGCAGUUAUUAUGACUCGGUUAAGUACAAAAGAGAAAUAUAUUCAGAUGUUAGCUUGUAGUGACACUAUAGAAAGCAGUUUACACAGACAUCUUAUUGAACAUUUAAAUGCAGAGAUAGUGUUACAUACCAUCACAGAUGUGAAUAUUGCUUUGGAAUGGAUACGAUCAACUUUGCUUUAUAUCAGAGCCUUGAAAAAUCCAUCUCAUUAUGGUUUUGCAUCUGGAUUGAACAAAGAUGGAAUUGAAGCAAAAUUACAAGAAUUAUGUUUGAAGAAUCUGAAUGAUUUAUCAUCUCUGGACUUGAUAAGGAUGGAUGAAGAUGUUAAUUUCAAACCAACUGAGGCAGGAAGAUUGAUGGCUUGGUAUUACAUUACAUUUGAGACAGUGAAGAAAUUUUGUACUAUCAGUGGAAAGGAGACUUUAUUAGAUCUGGUCACAAUGAUAGCCAGCUGCAAGGAAUUUGUAGAUGUGCAGUUAAGGAUAAAUGAAAAGAAAACACUGAAUACUUUGAACAAAGAUCCAAAUCGGGUAACAAUCAGAUUUCCAAUGGAAGGAAGAAUUAAAACAAGAGAAAUGAAAGUAAAUUGGUUUAUAUUUCUUGGUAUAACAUUGUCAAAUGCAAUGGUAAAUGCAGGUUUGACCUCCUUUAAAAAAAUAGAAGAAACAGAUGCAAGGGAACUUGAACUGAUUUUAAAUAGACACCCCCCUUUUGGAACGCAAAUAAAAGAAACAGUGAUGUAUCUGCCAAAAUAUGAACUUGAAGUGGAACAGAUUGCAAGAUAUAGUGACACCAUGGCAGAAAUAUUAGUGACCAUUACAUUAAGAAAUUUUGAACAGCUACAAACUAAAAGAACAGCACCAGAUUCUCACUAUGUUACCUUAAUCAUAGGUGAUGCAGAUAAUCAGCUGGUUUUUAAGCACAGAAUUAUGGAUUCUGUUUUGCUAAAAGCUGGAAAUUGGACUAAAAAGAUUGAUGUGAAGAGAGCUUUUAAUUCUGAAGAUCUCAGCAUAAAUCUAAUUAGUUCUGAAUAUGUUGGACUCGAUAUUCAGCAGAAAUUUACAGUCUUUUACUUAGGACCGAAGAGGCUUGAAAAUCAAAUAGUAAUGCGAAAAAAAUCAGAAACAGAGAUUUCCCAUUCUAAACAUUCAAAUAGAUCUACGAUAGCAGGACCCAAUAAAGGAAUGACUGCUUGCAAAAAACCUGGGAAUCGAGAAUGUAAUCAUCACUGUAAAAAUAAACAUACAUGUGGACAUGACUGCUGUAAAACUGGAGUUGCACAGAGGUCAGAGAUGAAAGAGCCAACAAUCUCUUCAUAUUUAUCUGAUUUAAGAAACAGGAAUGCUGUUUUAUCACUUCCUCCUGUUAAACGUCUCAAGAUGCAAAUGAAUAAGUCUCAAAGUGUGGACCUUAAAGAAUUUUGUUUUACUCCAAAACCUUCUCUCCCCAGUAUAUCAAGGUCAGAGUGUUUAAACAUACCUGAAUUGUCUCUAAUGGAGCAGAGGGAUCAACAUGAAAUCUGUGCGGAAGUUCAACAAGAACCAUCAGAAUAUCAAGAUAAAGAAGUUUUGAAUGUGAACUUUGAAUUGGGAGAUGAAGUUUGGGAUGAUUUUGAUGAUGAGAACUUAUUAGAAGUUACCAGUUUUUCAGCCAGUACUGAGAAGACAAAAACAUCAGGAUUUGGAAACACUUUGAGUUCAAGUAUCAAAGGAAAUAAGCUAUUCCUCCAGGAGUCAAAGAGCAAAUUCCAAGGAGAAAUGGCAAAAAGUUUUGUUUCAUUGCCUGAGAAGCCAGAUGUUUAUUUAUCAAAUUCUCCUGUGUUCAAGUUUGAUGCAUCCUCCAUGAAAAAAUCACCUCAACAAGCUGGAAAUGCAAAUACUGUCCAUUUACAAGAAAGAGAACAACAAAGCCUGUCACCAGAAAUUGAAAAGCUGUGCUUUACUCACUCUGAAAAAAUACCAAAUUCUUCACAUUUUGUUAAGAAAGUGGAUUUCUUUAUUAGAAACAGUGAAUGUAAAGAGGAAGUUGAUAUCAGUAGGUAUCAUCCCGAUGAUGAAGCUGAUGAAAUGAAGUCCUUUCUGGGAAUAUUUGAUGGUAUUUUCUAAAAGAAACCAAAAAAUUCAUCUCCUACUAAUAAGAUAAGGUAUAUAGACACCCAAUUACAAAGCAUGCAUUUUAUUUUUUUAAAGUAGUUCAUAAUUGUUCAAAU
This is a messenger RNA of Enhydra lutris kenyoni (northern sea otter), 4211 nucleotides long. RefSeq names its product HFM1, ATP dependent DNA helicase homolog (gene HFM1). The transcript is spliced from 38 exons. Lineage: Eukaryota; Metazoa; Chordata; Mammalia; Carnivora; Mustelidae. Bases 1 to 4107 code for a protein of 1368 amino acids. Gene Ontology annotation, molecular function: nucleic acid binding; ATP binding. The record is from RefSeq and is a predicted model, not a curated record.